Molecule: messenger RNA, 579 nt
Organism: Schistosoma guineensis
Lineage: Eukaryota; Metazoa; Platyhelminthes; Trematoda; Strigeidida; Schistosomatidae
Source: the annotation of a GenBank genome assembly
UUUCCAUUCUAUAAAUCAACAGAACUUUUAUCAUAGUAACUUUUAUCUUUAAUUAAAACUGCAUAGUUACUUAUAAUAGACAAUUACAACAUGAAUAAAUGUUCUACUUGGAAUAUUCUGUCUAUAACAGCAUUAGUUAUCUAUUGUCUUUUAAUUUCUUUAACAAAUUCUUGGAAAAUUGGCACAACUAGAAUACCAAAUGAUAAUGAAGAGAUUAGAAUGGAAUUAGAAAAUACUCCUAUAAUGUAUGAAGAAAUAGAACCUACAUUGAAACAAAAACAAAAAUGGAUAUCUCAGAUAUCUCAAGGUGAUUUACCAUGGAUACAUGGAUUAAAUCGAGCUGGUGUAAACCAAAAACCAUAUCAUACACUGGGAAGAGAACGUCGAUUCUUUUGUAAUCCAAUGGGAUGCGUCUAACUGAUACUGAUAAACAACAUUUUUUUUUGAAAAAAACAUAUAAUCAUAUAAUUAUGUAAUCAUAUAAUCAUGUCUGUAUACUUAAACAAAACAUAAAUAAAUGUCUUUCUUGUCAAUAAUUAAUAAAAGUGAUAAAUAAAAUUAUUUAUACAGAAAUCAAAA